AUGAAGUUCACUAGCUUUGCAACUACUAUCGCACUGGCUUCCCUGGUUACUGCUCUUCCAGCCCCGCACCCUGAAAUCACAGAUGCGCCCGAGCAAUAUUCUCUCGAAAAGCGUGCUCAACAAGCCAUCAACGGUAACUCUGUGUGGACCUCAACUUUGGCCAACGGCGGGUAUGAACUUGUUACUGAAACUAUUAUUGAUGCUGUCACCAUAUCUGCACAACCACCUACAACUACAGACAAUUCAAAGACUACCACGUGGGUUUCGGUAGAUAACUCCGGUAUUCCUAUCGCUAUUACGCCCACAAUCGUGACUCCUGGUGGCGAGACCUAUUCCACCUCACCGACUGCCCCAACAUCUUAUCCUACACCAAAUGCUAUUCCACCUGUUAUUAGAUGCUUUGGUGACCGUGUUCCUGCCGCCAACAGUGGCUCUUCUUCAAAUAAUCCUCCUGGUUACCCAUUUUGCACUCCACGCAACGGCACUGAAAUGAUUGUUGGCGAAACAUAUUGGUUGACCUGGGACCCUACAUAUUGGGGAAGCCCCAAUGACAUUAAGUUUGUCAAGAUCUACGCCCGUUAUCUUCCUAGUGAUAACAAUGAGGACCAGGUUUUCAUUACUGAUUGGGUUUCUAAUGCUGAUGGCUAUUUCCCAUUGACUAUCUUGGAUGACUACCGUAUUCGUGGCACAAAUGGUUACAUGUUUGUAAACCUCAUGCCUUUAGUUCCUGAUAACACCAUUUCUACUAAGGUUGGCACUGUUUCUGGUCCUAUCAUUCGUGUUAUUGCUAGUGCCAGUGAUGCCGAAACAGUCAUUAGCCGACUUCCAAGUGACAACAACAAGUCGUCAAAUAACAAAGAUGAUAAUGGCGGCCUUAGCAAGGGUGCGCUUACUGCAGCCAUUGUUGUGCCUAUUAUUUUUGUCAUUCUUAUGUGUGUGCUUGUGUACUUUUGGUUCAUGGUGCGCAAGAAAGCUAUGAACGCCCACAAGGCUAAUCAAAAUGCUGCUACCAAAGGCAAAGAUCUUCCUAAAGACUCAUCACUGGUCACUGUUCAGACAAACCAGUCUACUUUUUCUACCAACACAAAUGCGACUGGAAAUCCUUUCCAUGAUCGUAACGAAGCCACUGAACCUAUAGAUAGUGUUGAGCUUUCAACUCGUAAGCCUACACUUCCUACUUCUGCUGUUUAA
Magnusiomyces paraingens is the source of this 1191-nucleotide messenger RNA. RefSeq lists its product as uncharacterized. Bases 1 to 1191 code for a protein of 396 amino acids. The record is from RefSeq and is a predicted model, not a curated record. NCBI's taxonomy places the organism in Eukaryota, Fungi, Ascomycota, Dipodascomycetes, Dipodascales, Dipodascaceae. The transcript has a single exon.